Molecule: messenger RNA, 585 nt
Organism: Trypanosoma theileri
Lineage: Eukaryota; Euglenozoa; Kinetoplastea; Trypanosomatida; Trypanosomatidae
Product: RNA-binding protein
Exons: 1
Coding region: 1-585 (194 amino acids)
Biological process (GO): ribosome assembly; ribosomal large subunit biogenesis
Cellular component (GO): preribosome, large subunit precursor; nucleus; nucleolus
Molecular function (GO): RNA binding
Source: RefSeq, a predicted model, not a curated record
AUGCGGCCGUUAACGGAGGAGGAGACAAAAAAGUUGUUUGAGAAAUUAGCACAGUAUAUUGGUCCCAACACCACACGACUGCUGCAAAGUAAGAACGACCAUUCCAAUCACGAUAACAACAACGAACAACAACAAGAUGAGGAACAUGUCUUUCGAUUACAUAAAGGCCGUAUUUGGUAUAUGCCUUUACGUCUAGCCAAACUGGCCAGUUGUGUUUCCAAAUCCAAUCUAAUGGGAAUUGGUGUUCUCUUCGCAAAGGUCACGCACAAUGGACACAUCCGCAUUCAGGUCACCGCCCUUGAUUACAUUGCCCAAUACUCCCUCUUUAAGGUGUGGGUGAAACCCAAUCAAGAACAGAAGUUUCUCUACGGUGGCCACAUCACACGUGCUGGACUCGGCCGAAUUACGGAGUCGACUCCAAAAUAUCAAAAAGUUGCGGUCUUUUCAAUGGGCGAUAUUCCGCUGGGAUUUGGAGUCGCCGCACUUGGAACGGUGGAGUGCAGGCGGUGCGAGAUGAAUGCGACGGUGCUCUUUCACGAGGCGGACGUGGGUGAGUACCUCCGUAAUGAGGCCAGACUCACAUAA